CUAUGGUUUUUCAUUUUCAUGAAUUUGUUUAAAUUGUGUCCCUAAAAUAAGAGAGACCGGUCAGUACUGAGAUCGAAUCGAGGUUGAAGUGUGUGUUGUGUUGUGGCACAAAAACCGAAGCAAAGUUGAGAAAAACACACACAGUGAGAGAGAGUUCUGAUGUGAAAUUGGAAAAAAGUGAAAACAAAGCAAUCAAUUCAUGGUGAUUCCUUCGGUUGAUCAGAGGAGCAACUGAAUUUUGCUGAAUAGGUGUAUUCGAUUUCUCAUUUGUUGUUGUUAUCUUUCUGACUUGGUCAGAUUCAAGUAAACGCUCUUUCUUCUUCGGAAACCCUAGGUGGAUAGAUAUUUGAGAAUAGAGGAAUAAAUUCUGCACGGGAAUAAAGUUUGUGCAUUGAUAAUAGCAGUCCUUGAUCAGAUAUUGGAGAUUGAUGUGAUUCCCUAUUCACCUGCCUGUCUGCAUGCGGUGCUAAAUGGAUUCCUCUGGUUCUUAUCUCGUGCUGUUUUAGAUGUGUAAUAUGUUAUAGUCCCUGUUUAAUUUGUUACACCUUGCUGAAUAAAAAGUAGGCGGAUAUCUCAAAAUUCAAGAUUGGCAAUACUAAUUAAAAUUGAAUGAGAGCGUUUAUCAGUUACAACAUUAUCAGUGUUGAAAGGAGCAUUUUGGUUGUGGAUAAAAGAGCAUCCUUGUAAAGUUGUUGGAUGCACUUUCUAGUUUGUUUUGAGACAAGGGCAAAUGCUACCAACCUGGAAGUAUUAUAACAUUGAUUUCACCACUUCAGUAUGUGAUCAAAUUUUUUUGGGUGGCGCAUUUAAUAAUAAACAUAUUGAUGUUAUGUUAUAAGAAGAAAAAUGGAGCAUGUUUUGGAAAAAAGAUUCCCUCUUAAUGCAGAAGAUUACAAGUUAUAUGAAGAAGUUGGUGAAGGCGUUAGUGCCUCUGUAUACAGGGCUCUUUGUGUUCCUCUCAACGAGAUAGUUGCAAUCAAGGUUCUGGAUCUAGAGAAGUGCAAUAAUGAUUUGGAUGGAAUUCGAAGAGAGGUACAGACGAUGAGCUUGAUUGAUCAUCCAAAUGUUUUACAAGCACAUUGCUCUUUUACUACUGGACACAAUCUAUGGGUUGUAAUGCCAUACAUGGCAGGGGGUUCUUGCCUCCAUAUAAUGAAAUCUGCCUAUCCAGAAGGUUUUGAAGAGCCAGUUAUUGCUACUUUAUUGCAUGAAGUUCUCAAAGCUCUUGUUUAUCUUCAUGCCCAUGGUCACAUACAUAGAGAUGUUAAGGCGGGGAAUAUUCUGCUUGAUUCUAAUGGUGCUGUCAAACUAGCUGAUUUUGGAGUGUCAGCAUGUAUGUUUGAUACUGGAGACAGGCAACGUUCAAGGAACACUUUUGUUGGCACACCUUGCUGGAUGGCUCCCGAAGUCAUGCAGCAAUUACAUGGAUAUGAUUUUAAAGCAGAUAUAUGGUCAUUUGGUAUAACAGCACUUGAACUUGCUCAUGGUCAUGCCCCAUUUUCCAAGUAUCCACCUAUGAAAGUUUUGCUUAUGACUUUACAAAAUGCCCCUCCAGGUCUUGAUUAUGAAAGAGACAAGAGAUUUUCAAAGGCUUUCAAGGAGUUGGUUGCCACCUGCUUAGUAAAAGACCCAAAAAAGCGUCCCAGUUCAGAAAAGCUAUUAAAGCACCACUUCUUUAGACAUGCACGUGCUAGCAAAUAUCUUGCUCGCACCAUUCUAGAUGGGCUUGCUCCUUUAGGAGAUCGUUUUAGAUCGCUAAAGGCUAAAGAGGCAGAUUUAUUGGUGCAGAACAAGGCUCUUUAUGAGGAUAAGGAUCAGUUAUCUCAGAAAGAAUAUAUUCGAGGAAUUAGUGCCUGGAAUUUUAACCUGGAAGAUUUAAAAAGUCAAGCUGCUCUUAUUCAAGAUGAUGACAUACCUAAUGUAGAUGAGCCACAAAAGGAUAAGAAGGAAAAAGUCAGAUCGGAUGACUUCAGGGAUUCUGCAGAGACGAUAUCAUCUGUAACAGCUAAUCAUUCAGAUGAUGCACCCACUCAGAACAAGGAGGAUGGAUUUAAUAAUCUUCAGGAUUUGGAGGGUUCGCUUGCUUCAUUUCCUAGUAAACCUCUUCAAGCACUUAAAGGAUGUUUUGAUAUGUGUGAGGAUGACGUUAAUAACAACAGUCCAAGAGAUCUGGAUCAUGAUUAUGGAAAUGAAAGUUCUGGGCCAAGUUCUUCAUUACAACAAAACACCAACAAUCAGCAAAAGAAGUUUCCAAGUGGUUCUUUGCUACCUGAUAAUUUUCUUUUUCCCAAAAAGGUUGUCACUGACGGGGACAGGGAUUACCUACAAACAAAGUAUGCUUCGGAGAGGAAUCACAGUGGGCCAUUGCAAUAUCGACAGAAGAGAGAUACCAACAACCUUCCAUUGGUUGAGGACACAUCAGAUGGAGCGUUUGUCCAGCGUAGGGGGCGGUUUAAGGUCACAUCGGCUGAUCUCAGUCCAAUGGGUCCUUCAAACAAUGCUUCUGGCCCAGUUGUUAGUCCUACCAGCCCACCAAAUCAAAAUUUCAUGGCUGGCGCUAUUCUUCCAUCGCUUCAGUGCAUCUUGCAACAGAAUGGUUUGCAAAGGGAAGAGAUUAUAAAAUUAAUAAAGUAUGCAGAGCAAUCUUCUGGUAAGAAUGCAGAAUCCGUAGAGGCAGGGGCAGUUGAUAGUUUGCAGGUACCUGCAACAACCAGGGAGAAGGAGCUGCAUUUUCAGGUGGUUCAACUCCAACAGAGCAUUGGAAGCCUUGUUGAGGAAUUACAAAGACAAAAGAUGAAAAAUGUUCAGUUAGAGAAACAAUUGAGCAGUAUGAUUAACAAAAUGGAGAAGUGAAGAAGUCUAUGGACGUUAUGAUGAUGGUUUAACUGAUAUUUAGACAACCCCUGACGUUCAUUGAUAACAUUCAAAGAUGAUUUACGACGUACUUGAGGGAUGGAGGAACGUCUCAAUUGUAUUACCAUGUGUGGUGUGAACUUUUGUUUGCGGCAGACACUAAUUUUGAGAUGCUAUUCCUUGAGUCGCCUGUAAAAUGUAAUUUAUUGAGAUUGGGAUAAUGAUAUCAUGUAAUUUAAACUUCUCAUUUUCUCUUAUUCUACCUAAAAUUUACUCA
Messenger RNA from Vigna angularis (adzuki bean), 3130 nucleotides. RefSeq names its product serine/threonine-protein kinase BLUS1. Gene Ontology annotation, molecular function: protein serine/threonine kinase activator activity; protein kinase activity; ATP binding. The transcript is spliced from 22 exons. The record is from RefSeq and is a predicted model, not a curated record. Bases 847 to 2853 code for a protein of 668 amino acids. NCBI's taxonomy places the organism in Eukaryota, Viridiplantae, Streptophyta, Magnoliopsida, Fabales, Fabaceae. Gene Ontology annotation, biological process: protein phosphorylation.